CUAGCACCAGCCCGAGCUGGUUGGAAGUUUCUCGUCUUGUCGUGGUCGUGUUGGCGCGUGGUACUGUGUGCUUUAUGUAUGUGUGUGUGUGUGGUGGCAUGGCAUACUGCACCGUGUAGUCGUCGCGGGUGAUGUGAUGUUUGAAGGAAGAGGAGAAUAAAAGUUUGUGUACCGGAAUCGAAAAACGGAUAAAAUUCUAACGUGUUGAAAGGUUGUCCAGCGAUCCCAGGACUUGACCGGACCUCGGAACAAGUGCCACGGAUGAUGGAAGAACCUGCCACAAAAGCAGCAACAGCAACAACAACAACAACUCGGUCAGCCCCAGCAGUCGGUCGUUGGCUGGGUGGAGGACGAUUUUCCAAAGUGGGAAAAUCGACAAGAUUGUAGCGACGACGACGGCGACCAGAAAUUCGAGAGCGCGAGAAGGCCGGAGCAAUCCGGGAGAACGAAUCCGCCGAAAUUAAUGCGAUCGAGCGAGUGAAACUGAGGGGCAAAGAGAGCAAGUGUCGAUUUGUUUCAGUGUGUGAGAGUGAGCGAGUGUGGGAAUAAGAACGGGUGGAAACAAAAGAGGAAAAAGAGUCAACACAAAAAUUAGCAGGGUGUGUGUCGAGUGAGGAAAUAUUUAGAGGAAAACGAAAAUCGCCGAAAGAGCAAAAAGAAAGAAAGAAGGAUUACAGAAAAGGAAGAAACGAAGAUAGAAGAAGGAAAAAAAAUCAGCAACAAAACAAGUGCAAAAUCGACCGAAAAGGUCAGAUUUUUGUGGAUUACUUUUCGUGUUUUUCUUUUCAAAUCUUCACACUGGUUGGUGUUGUGUUGGUAGAUUCCACCGAUUACGUACGGGAUGCUGCUGGAACGCGAGGUGUAACCGAGGCCAAACAAAACAAAAGGCAACAGCUGCGCUGCGCGCUGCGGACAACCACACAGAAACAAUUGAAACACCUUCCCCAAUGAGGUGUUGCUGUCGCAGAAGACGACGAAGAAGAAACUAGACCCGCGCGCGUGGAUAACGCGCCCAUCGCGAUUGAAUUAGAAUAGUAACGCACACACACGCACACACUCACGCAGAAGAUGUCCAGCUGGGCGCAACGGAUGCACCGGCGGGCGGCGACCCUCGGCAGCGUGGUCACGUCGUGUGGCCACCCGGGCUCGCCGUACCCGCACCGGCUCGAGAAGGUCAAGUUUGGCGUGCCGCUGGACGAGGUGUGCAAGAACGACAUUCCGGGCCCGCUGUUGGUGCUGAUCCUGAAGCUCAACAAGGAGGCCCCCUUCCGGAAGGACGUGUUCCGGGCGCCGGGCCACCAGGGCGCCAUGAAGAAGCUGAUCCACUUUCUGCAGCAGGGCCGGCUCGUCAACGUGGACAACUACUCGGUGUACACGAUCGCGUCGGUGCUGAAAAAGUUCCUGCGGAAGAUCCCGGGCGGGGUGUUUGGCCGGGACGGCGAGACGGAGCUGUUCCAGAUCGUGGACAUUGGCGAGGAGGAGGUGCAGCAGGAGAAGAUGCACAAACUACUGAUGUCACUGCCAGGCCACACGCAGCGCCUUCUGGUGCUGCUGUUUGGCACCUUCCGGGUGAUCGCGAGCAACUCGGAGCGAGCCGCGACCGGGAUGACCAGCGAGGCGCUGGGCGUGUCGGUGGCGCCCAGCUUCUUCCAGUCGUGCGUCAGCGAUGGCAAGACGGCCCGGAUGGAAGACGUGCUGCGGUUUAAGGUCGCCACCAAGAUCAUGAAGCAGAUGAUCGAGCAGUUCGCCGCGUACGACCUGUUCGGGCGGGACAACUACGAGUACUACGCCCGCGUGACCGGCCGCGUCCUGCGGGUCCAGGACGAGUGGAUCUGCUCGUUCCGGUAUCCGCCGCCGCCGCGGGGCAAAACGGCCCAGCAGAACUACGCGUUAAAACUAGCACUAGAAACCGAGAAAACCUGGCUGCAGUGCGAGUGCGAACGAUGGGGACUAAUCGCCCAGGAGGAAUCGCACUCGACGCCGGCCCUGCUGACGACCGGCGGCCCCAACGUCGGCAACUCGGCCAUCUCCCUCGGCAUCAUUCCAGAGCACUCGCUGCUCGAGUCCUGCGCCCGGCUCUCGGUCUCGCUGGAAGGGCCCGGCAUCUUCCAGGGCGUCGGCGGCAAGUCCAGCUGUUCCGGCUCGUCCCACUCGAGCUCGUCGACGACGACGCGGUCCGGUUCGCAGCACCACAUGACGCUGGACGAGCUGCGGGCGGUCAACCGGUACGCCGAGAGCACCAAGAGCCUGUCCUACCUACCUCAGCAGGUCCACGAGCGGCAAGCGGCCCGGAUGCGAACCCGGUCCGAGUGGUUCCUGGGGGCGCGAGGCUCGCUGGAACUGUACAACCCGGGCAUGAUCACGUCGACGCCCAUUCCGGGCAGUCUGCUAGGAGGUCCCGGCGGAGGAGGAGGAGGCGGCGGCGCUGGAGCAGGAUCGGGAGGCCACCAUGGGCACCACGGCCACCACGGAAUUAUCGUGGGAAACGUCGGUCUGAGCGCGUCGGCCGAGUCGGUCCACACGUCGGUGAAGCGGCCCAGCCGGCGCGGCGGCUCCCGCCACGGCCACAUCCACCGGAGCUCGUCGCGGCGCAACAAGGAGAACGGCUCGUCCCGGUCCAACAGCUUCCGGAGUAAAAACAACAAAGUGGCCGCGGCCGCCGUUGGAUCCGGCGGUGCCGUCGUGGCCAUCGAUCCGGCCAAGGACCACCACCAGCGGAUCCGCAAGCAGCGGGCGGUUUCGUUCGAGCAGACGUCGGCCCCGACCGGAACCACGAUGACCACGUCCACUUCCGGCGGCGGCGGCGGCUGCCCGGUGGUCACGGUGACGGGCACGAAUCCGAAAUGGCGCGACUUUACCUCGAAAUCGCUGGACGAGAAGAAGCUGCUCAGCAAGCAGAACAACAUCGGGAUGGUGGACGGCGGCGAGGAGGACGGGGAAGGUGCGGGAGAUGCCGGAAGUGGGACCGGAGCGGAAGCGGACAGCGACGGGGACUGGCACAUGAUGGACCAGAGUGGGGGUUCCGGGGGAGGAGGUGGGUCGCUACUGCACCACUUUAAACCUCCCCGGAUAUGAAUCUUAAGGUGGUGAGGUAGCGCUGCCGGAAGUGGUAUUUAGGGUAAUUUCGAGUUCAUUCUGUGUUUUUCGGUUUUAAACGAGGGCGGGGUCGAGAAAGGGUUUAGUUUUUCACGAGGAAGAUGAGGAAAAGCGCGCGCGUUUUGUCGUUUAGUUAGACAAUUACGUAAAUUUUUUACAAUACAUAUAUUAUAUCUGUAACACGUAACCGUACUGUAGGGUAAGGCGAGAACUGAAUACUGAACAAAACAAGAGCACACUAAUUUAGAGUGUGGAAUCUGUUGAGCAGAGCUGAGGAAAAAAGUAAGUCCUUUGAAGCGGAUUUUGGAUAGGAAUAGGACAGGAAUUGAUUGUGCUGGGUUAUUUUUAUUCAAGUUGACUAGGGGAAAUAUGCCCAUUUUAAUCACUCUAAGCCGUUCGACCAAUUCUCAUCACUUUUGCCAUUUUCCGCUAUUAAAUCAACAUUUUCAGAUGUAUCAACAAUGAAAAGUUGCUUGCU
Molecule: messenger RNA, 3574 nt
Organism: Culex quinquefasciatus (southern house mosquito)
Lineage: Eukaryota; Metazoa; Arthropoda; Insecta; Diptera; Culicidae
Gene: RhoGAP71E
Product: unconventional myosin-IXAb
Exons: 9
Coding region: 1069-3075 (668 amino acids)
Biological process (GO): signal transduction
Molecular function (GO): GTPase activator activity
Source: RefSeq, a predicted model, not a curated record